Messenger RNA from Phytomonas sp. Hart1, 492 nucleotides. The record is from the annotation of a GenBank genome assembly. NCBI's taxonomy places the organism in Eukaryota, Euglenozoa, Kinetoplastea, Trypanosomatida, Trypanosomatidae.
AUGUUCGCGACGGACGCAGGACCAUUAGCGGUCGCUACGGACGUCCUGAAGCCCGCGGAGCCGUCCUUCGCGAAGACCAUACCGAGUGAGCUGGCCCGCACCACGGCGAUGCUACGUCCGUUCGCAAGGCUAGAGCUGACCAACGGUGGCGUUAUCUCGGGGCACAUCUGCGAAAUGGACCCCUUCACGAUGAACAUCAAACUCGACUCGGUGGUCCAGACCAGUGUGCAGCGCCGGUUUGACCCCAACCACACGAUCGACGCGAGUCGAAAAGACGAGCCGAAUCGCAAAAAAACAAAGAAUGAGGCCACAGGGGAAAUCCCAAGCAGCAUCGAGGAUUCCCCGAUCGCGUUUCGGUGUGUGAGUCAGGUGGUGGUCCGGGGUUCGUGCGUACGCUACCUUGACUUUCCCAGCCCCGAGACGAGCAGUAAUACGGGGCACUGCUUCGAGACAAUCCUAGACAUUUGCAAUGCGGUGCGACCGUCGGCGUAA